AUGGCAAUGCAAAACUCGUGGGUUUGCGAUUUAAGCUCGUGGUCCUUCUACAGAUUUCUGGUUCUUGUGGUUUGCAGGUUUGAUGGUGUCCCGGAUGAAGAUGUNGUUGUAAUCGAUUACAAAAGGCUGAACUUCUGUGUAAUAGGCAAAAUCUCUCUGUUCAUAUUUUUGAACAACACUAGUAUAACGUUGGGAUGUUGCAAUGAUUGUGAAAAACAGGCAGCACCGUUGUACCUUUCAGAAAUUGCUCCACCCAAAUGGAGAGGAGCAUUCAACACAGGCUUCCAAUUCUUUUUAGGAGUUGGAUCAUUGGUCGCUGGCUGCAUAAACUAUGCAACUGCGAAGCACACAUGGGGGUGGCGAGUUUCGCUUGGCAUCGCUGUGGCGCCUGCAGCAGUUAUGACAAUCGGUGCCUUGCUUAUAACUGACACUCCCAGUAGCUUGGUUGAACGUGGCAAAAUAGAAGAAGCCAGAAGAGCCUUGCGGAAGGCCAGAGGAUCCUCCUUUGAUGUUGAACCUGAAUUGGACGAACUCAUUAAGUGGUCACAGAUUGCAAAAUCUGUAGACAAGGAGCCCUUCAAAACCAUAUUUGAGAGGAAACAUCGACCCCAUUUGGUCAUGGCAAUUGCUAUUCCAUUUUUUCAGCAAAUGACAGGGAUUAACGUUGUGGCAUUCUAUGCUCCUAACCUGUUUCAAUCAGUGGGUUUGGGACAUGAUGCAGCUUUACUUUCUGCCAUUAUACUCGGAGCAGUCAACCUUGCCUCUCUCCUCGUCUCAACUGCUGUUGUUGAUCGCUUUGGUCGAAGGUUCUUGUUCAUAUCUGGUGGCAUUCUCAUGCUUGUUUGUCAGAUUGCGGUGUCAGUUAUGCUGGCAGUGGUAACUGGUGUUCAUGGUACAAAGGACAUAUCAAAAGGCAACGCAAUUGGAGUGUUGGUGCUGCUUUGUUUCUACACUGCUGGUUUUGGGUGGUCAUGGGGACCUCUCACGUGGCUAAUUCCGAGUGAGAUUUUCCCGUUAAAAAUCAGAACCACUGGACAAAGCAUAGCUGUGGCGGUGCAGUUUAUUACCAUAUUUAUAUUGUCCCAGACAUUCUUGACAAUGCUGUGCCACUUUAAGUUCGCUUCCUUCGUGUUUUAUGCGGGUUGGAUUAUAGUUAUGACAAUCUUUGUUAUACUUUUCGUGCCAGAAACAAAGGGAAUUCCUUUGGAAUCGAUGUACACCAUAUGGGGAAAACACUGGUUCUGGCGCCGAUUUGUAAAGGAAGUUACUCAACAAAAUCUUCCAUGAGCUAAAUUUCACUUCAGGACUGUUGUUCAUAAUAAACAGUUAAAAAUUAAAAAUUGUGGACAUUGCCUUCCUAAGACACAAUGUUUUCUGUAUAUGUAGAAAAUGUCUAUUAGGAUCAUAUAAGUAAUUGACUAGUUAUAACUAUUUGUAUGUCACUGAUCCAGUCAGACAAGUUAUCUAUUUUUCUU
This is a messenger RNA of Vigna umbellata (rice bean), 1475 nucleotides long. The record is from RefSeq and is a predicted model, not a curated record. Lineage: Eukaryota; Viridiplantae; Streptophyta; Magnoliopsida; Fabales; Fabaceae.